Capronia epimyces CBS 606.96 is the source of this 1080-nucleotide messenger RNA. RefSeq lists its product as uncharacterized. The coding region runs from base 1 to 1080 and encodes 359 amino acids. Lineage: Eukaryota; Fungi; Ascomycota; Eurotiomycetes; Chaetothyriales; Herpotrichiellaceae. The record is from RefSeq and is a predicted model, not a curated record. The transcript has a single exon.
AUGUCACAGGACUCCAUCUCUGAUUCUGGGUCUUCGGACUCCGGCGUCAGUGACCUGAGGAGACGCAUGAGGGAUACCAGGCCUCGGCCUUGGUUGAACAACAGCGUUCUCCGAAGACGGUCAACAGCGACGUCUUCUUCUGGGCUCGAUGGCGGUGCGGAUGCCCCUGCACUGCCGGAGAGCACCACUGUGCCAAUUGUCUCGGACCUGCCGUCGUCCACAACUGUCUUGGGUUGUGGGCAGUCUAGGGACAACACCAAAAAAGAGCGAGAUUCGUCUCGUCUCUCCCGCGCCGCCGCGAAAGCCGCGACUUCGAUCAAGGCUCUAGCAAAGUGCGCGGGGUCCAAGAUCCCCCAAUGGGUGGGUCUUAAAGGUGUUUUGUCCCGAAGCUGCCCGCCUCCGCUUGACAGGGACGGCGUGCUAGGAAAGGGCAAGUCAACUGCCGCUUCUCCCACCCGCACAGGGGAGAAAACCUUUGCGUCCCGACUCCCGGUUCGCUUCAAGAGAUCGCUCGCUGGGCGACGGCCUGCUUCACAGCAGGUGCGACUCAGCCAGCCACAGCCUCUUGUUGCGUCAACUGGGGGAAAGGGCAAAGAGGCAGGCAAACGUGGGACUGGGGGAUUUUGGGGGGUCUUAGGACGGCACGCCGAACCGGACCAGAGUUGUUUCAAGCCGGAGCCAAUCAGGACUCAUCGUCGUGAGCACCAGCUCACUUCGAUCCUGAAGCACCAGGGCGAGCACUCUGGGAAGGGGAGGCCAGCAGCGCAGCCGACGACCCCGGCUUCUCAUGAUGGUGGGCGCAAGCCAGGUGUGGAGGAGAAGCCGGGGAAGAAGGUUGUUGUGCUGGAAAUCCCAACGUUCUCGACGCCAGCGCGCCACUGGCCCAGAGGUCUGAUAAAGGCUUGGGUCUGUGGAGGGUGCAGGAACGAGACUGGGUGUGUGUGUCCGGCGACCUCCCGACAUGCCGAUGGGCUCCGGCUCGGAGGCAGAGAGUGGGUGAAGGACCAGCUCCACAAAGGGUAUGACUACCUGGAGCUGUCUGGAGGCAUGCUUAGCGGCAUUGACCGACUCCCUAGCUGA